Messenger RNA from Acanthoscelides obtectus, 3060 nucleotides. The record is from the annotation of a GenBank genome assembly. Lineage: Eukaryota; Metazoa; Arthropoda; Insecta; Coleoptera; Chrysomelidae.
GAAGAGAGGUGGAAGAGAGCGACUGUGGACAUCAGUGGAGUGAGAAGAGGUUUUCCGCUAUCUGAUCAAAAUGAUGAACAAUAUGAAUAUAAACAUGAUGCAUGCACAGCAACAGCCGAAUCCCCAACAGCUCCAACAACAGCAAUUGCAGCAACAACAAAUGCAGCAGCAGGCACAACAACAACAACAACAGCAGCAACAACAACAGCAGCAGCAGCAGCAACAACAACAGCAGUCACCUUUAGACAAUAUUUCUAAAGUCAAAUCACUGGUUGGUCCAUUGAGAGAAUCGUUAUCGAAUACUAUCAAGACAGCAGCACAAACACUGAAUCAGAAUAGCCAAAUUGACAUUGGAUCACAGAAAGGAAUGGAAAUGCAAAUACCUAGGUUUGAUAAGAAUUUGGAAGAAUUCUAUACCAUAUGUGACCAAAUAGAACUUAAUUUGAAAACGUCGAUCAAGUGCUUGACCCAGCAGGAGAGCAGCACCAGAUAUCUGAACUUGCCUGUUGCCCCCACAAAGACUGAGAGCAUAGGACUUAAUGAUAACACCUUGACAUACCCUCAGUUCCUAGCUACUGCAGGCGCGCAAGUGGCUUACACAAAGGAGAUUCAUGAUACCCUGGUCGCUGCGGCUCAAAAUAUUUCCCCUUCUGAUUGAUACUCUCAACAGUAUUAAUGUAUGAUUGAUACCUUAGUUAACAUUUAACAAAUAGAUGAUCUACUGGAGAACCAAUGUUGUGAUGCGUGGUUCGCGAACGAUUCUUAUGACUGAACUAAGUGCACUAGUUCAUCUUUCGUCGAAAAACAAGUUACUCGGUCAGCAUGAAAGGCUAGUAUUACAAGAGACGGGGAACACUACCGUAGGCAACCAAGUAAGCAGACGGUUGUAUAACUGUUUGCCUGUAUAGAAUCAUGGUUCAAGGAUAUCGAGCAGGACAAAAUUAAGUGAGAAAGAUAAUAACAAAUGCUGUUAGUUACAAAGGCUGAAAGAAAUGAAAAUUAGCUAACUUUUAGACACCAUCACGUAACAAGCUAAAUAUCAAUACUAGAGUGAAAAUGUUAAUUGACUACAAAUUUCCAUUUGAAAUCAUUGUUUUUUAACUUUAUCGGCUUCUGAUCUGUAUCUUAGCUUUCGUCUGCUAUCCUAAAAUAGAGGACCAUUCUCCUGAACUCCAAAUCAAAGGUUAUCAUUAAAAAUCUUUCGAAAUAGCGAAAAAACAAAAAACAGUUCCUCACAUUAUUUGAGAUUGCUAGAAAAUGUAUAUCUCAUAGCUACGUCUACUAUGUAAGCGACAGUUUAAACUAUUUUAACAAAAACAAAAAAAUGGAAUACAAAAAAUCAUUAAUACGGGGAGUUCCAUCGAAAUACUCCGCGCCCGACUCUGCUUAACGCGUUUUCACUGGUAUGAUAACAUAGUGUGGUAUUGUUAGUAAAAUAGUUCAUUUGCAAAAGAGUUCAAGGAACUAGGGAAUGUCUGGAAUAUGCUUUAGAGUUUAUGUUGUCAGUGAAAUCGUCUAACACCACAAUUAUCUGCAAACACUCGCAUUUUUAAAAAAUAACAUUAAACAUAAGAAUUUAAUGACAUAACUGUAAAAAUUCAUUUAUAUUAAGUGCACCUUGAUCCUAACAUACUAUGAAAACUAUUAGACAAAUCCUUGACUGGCUCCUUCUAACGAGUCCGAAUUCGUUGGGCCACAGCGCCAUCUAACAGUAAAUACUGAUCGCAUGACAUUGGAAAUUCACCUAUAAGCAUCCAGUGGAUCACCCUCUAUAUCAGUGGCGGCUCGUGGUAUUUGAGUUUGGGGGGCGCAAAAUCUAAUUCAAAAAAUUUUACAUGCAAUUUGGCAAUAUUUUAUUGACAUAAAACGCUUCAAAUCAAAAAAUCAACUGUUAGUCGUUUAGAGCUAGCGUCAUAAAUAUACAUAAUACUGAAAUGGCAAAAUAUAAAAAUACUAAUAUUAUGCUUGUAAAAUAAUACAAUGCAUUAAAAUAUCUUACCUUAAAAAAAAACAGCAAAGAUGAAAGAAAUGAUAAUACAUGCACAUAACACAAAAUAAGCUUCUGUUUAUAAUACAGUAAAUUUAAAAACAAUCAUUGUUUAAAAACAAAAUCGGCUCUACGAUCUUUUAGAGAUAUAAAUUUUUCCAUAACUUUUUCAUCAAAACUAUGUAUUUCAUGAGUCAAGUUUCUGUUUAUUGACAACAUAGCUAGAGCAUUUAGUCGAUCAUUUCGCAUACUGUUUCUUAAAAAUGUCUUUAUGCGUUUAAGAGUUGAAAAACAACGUUCUGAUUCUGCUGUGGUCACUGGGGUAGUCACAAUGAUUUUUAACAAUUUUAUAACUUCCACAAAUGUAUCGCAAAGAUUGUUCGUAACAAGAAAAGACAAUAAAUUCAUAGCACCAACGAUUUCCUUUAAGUCUUCCCUGGAGUAUAUAACUUCUAAUUCCGUUUUCAGUCUGGCUUUACACAACAUUGGAUAAAAAGUAGCUACGGCAUCCAAAAUAGCAGAAGGGAAAUUCCGGGAAUAUUUCAAAUAUGCCUCUGUAUUAAACAAUUCGGCUGCCUGUAAAUGACCUCGAAAGGAAAAUCUAUCUUUUACUUGCAUUGUUAUUAUGUCGCAGACUUCUUUGGCAAUGACCCCUCGUAUACUGUCGUCAGUUCUUCUUCUUUUAUUAGAUUCAAACUUUGUUUCGGUGUAUUUUUUAAUAUCAUCAAUUUGACCUCUUAUAUUGUCGAUACUCUUUUCAAAAAUUACUAAGUCCUUUUGUAAUUGAACACUAUCUUGAUUUCUUGACUGCAGCUGGUUAUAAAGGAUGUCAACAUGCGGAAAUAUUUUAUGGAAUACUGUCAACCAAAACAAGAAUUCUUGAUCUUCUAACGCUCUUCUCAAACUUGAAGCUUCAUUUAAAGUAACACCUCUAUUACAUCUCUCUUCUAUUUCUUCAAACACCUCUAUGAGCUUCUCACGAUGUUCAUAGACAAAGUUAACUGUACGAAUGUUAUAGUUCCAUCUAGUAGCAGCUACUCUGGGGAUUUUCUUAUUUAUAAUUUCUUCUAAAA